CCCGUUCACCCUCGUCCAUCCUCCCUUCCCGAAGCUCGCCCUCGAAGGCAGGAACGGCCGGCGCCUGCGGCUGAGGAGGAGGAGGUGGGGGAAUCGCGCCGGGCGGAGCGUCAGCUCCCGUUUUCCUCCUCGGCGUCUUGAAUACAAAGAUUACGGUGCAGAAGGAAAUUGCACUCGCCUUCUCCGCCCCCCGCCCCGGUACCCAACACAAUGCACCAGCCGCCCGAGUCCACGGCGGCCGCGGCCGCUGCAGACAUGAGUGCUAGGAAGAUGGCGCACCCGGCAAUGUUCCCUCGAAGGGGCAGCGGCGGGGGCAGCGCCUCCGCUCUCGGUGCAGCAGGUACCGGCGUCGGUAGUAGUGCCCCAUCUGCCGAGGAUUUUCCGCCUCCGUCGCUGCUCCAGCCGCCGCCUCCUGCAGCAUCUUCUCUGUCGGGACCACAGCCUCCGCCUCCACAAAGCCUGAACCUCCUUUCGCAGGCUCAGCUGCAGGCACAGCCUCUUGCGCCAGGCGGAACGCAGAUGAAAAAGAAAAGUGGCUUCCAGAUAACGAGUGUGACCCCGGCUCAGAUCUCCGCUAGCAUCAGCUCGAACAACAGCAUCGCAGAGGACACGGAGAGCUACGACGACCUGGAUGAGUCUCACACGGAAGAUCUGUCGUCUUCCGAGAUCCUUGAUGUGUCGCUUUCCAGGGCCACGGACUUAGGGGAGCCUGAACGCAGCUCCUCGGAAGAGACUCUCAAUAACUUCCAGGAAGCCGAGACACCUGGGGCGGUCUCUCCCAACCAGCCCCACCUUCCUCAGCCUCAUUUGCCUCACCUUCCACAACAGAACGUUGUGAUCAAUGGGAAUGCUCAUCCACACCCCCUCCAUCACCACCAUCCCAUUCAUGGCCACCACCUGCACCACGGGCCCCACCACCCAUCCCAUGCCGGUGUGGCCAGUACAUCCAUCCCUGGAGUGCCGCCCUCAAGCCCAGGGUCCAGAAAACUCUCGGCCGCGGGAAGCUCUGACGGUGUUAUGCCAGUUGCACCAACUUCUGCUGUAUCAUCGAGUGGCUCACCGGCAUCUGUCAUGACUAGUAUCCGUGCUCCGAGUACUACCGGCAGCCUAGGUAUAAAUUCUGUUACAGGCACGAAUACAAUGAAAAACGUUAACAUCACUGCUGUGGGUAGUUUUAAUCCUGCUGUGACCAGCAGCAUGCUUGGUAACGCUAAUAUAAGUGUGAGCAGUAUCCCCAGUGCUGCUAGUGUGAGUGUCGGGCCUGCAGUGAGCAGCGGGGUUAAUGUGAAUAUCUUGAGUGGCAUGGGCAAUGGUACGAUUGCUUCCUCCGCGGCCCUUAACAGCGCUGCCAGUGCAGCUGCGGGCAUGACUGUGGGGUCCGUUUCGAGUCAGCAGCAACAGCCAGCCGUUAACACGUCCAGGUUCAGAGUCGUGAAGUUAGAUUCUACUUCUGAGCCUUUCAAAAAAGGUCGAUGGACUUGCACUGAGUUCUAUGAAAAAGAAAACGCCGCCAUACCCGCCACCGAAGGGGUGGUGGUAAAUAAGGUGGUGGAAAGUGUAAGACAAAACCCGACCGAAGCCACUUCCGAGAGGGAGAGCACGAGUGGGAGCUCCGUGAGCAGCAGCGUCAGCACACUGAGUCACUACACGGAGAGUGUGGGCAGCGGAGAGAUGGGCACCCUGGCGGCCCCGCCGGUGCAGCCACAGCCGCCCCCGACCCUUCCAGGGGUGGCCCUUCCGCAGAUGGACUUCAGUGGCGCCGCUCCACAGGGCAUUUCAGCAGUUAGCAUCCCUCAGAGUAUUUCUCAGUCACAGAUCUCGCAGGUACAGUUACCGUCUCAAGAACUGGGCUAUCAGCCGAAGCCAGGUCUUCAACCAGUACCUCUGCAAGCCGGUAUCCAGCCGUCACCUGUUGGUGUGGUGGGCGUCACUUCGGCUUUAGGUCAGCAACCUUCCAUCGCCAGCCUGGCUCAACCCCAACUGCCGUAUUCCCAGGCGGCCCCCCCAGUGCAAGCUCCCCUGCCAGGCGCGCCACCCCAACAGGUACAAUAUGGCCAGCCGGCGCCAGCUGUGGCCCCUCCGAUGGCCCCAAGCCACGGUACAUCAGUGACUCCGAACCCCGCCUCCGAGUAUGUUCAGCCCUCACCGCUUCUCCAAACAGCGGUGUCCUCUGGACAGCCCACUUCUGCAGGGGUGGCCCUGGGAGCCACGGUGAUUCCUAUGGCUCAGCCACAGAGCAUCCAGCUCCCAGUGCAGCCCGCGGCAGUCCAAGCACAACCUGCAGGGGCCGCUGGCCAACCUGUUGGCCAGGCUCACACGGCAGUAGCUGCUGUACCUGCCGGCAGUCAAGUCGCGAAUAUUGGUCAACAGACAGGCCUACCAUCGGCACUGCAGCAGCCUUCCGCCCAAGUCACACCUUCAGUUAUCCAGCAAGGUGCUCCUCCGUCUUCACAGAUAGUGCCACCUGCUCCAGCUGCGAUCCUUCAUCAGGGAGUCCAGCCCAGCGCUUCAAGCCUUCCUCAACAACUGGUCAUUGCACCCCAGAGCACCCUGUUACCUGUGCCUCCCCAGCCACAGGGGGUCGAGUCGGUAGCUCCAGGAGUGGUUUCGAAGCAGUUGCCUGCAGUUAGUCCUUUGCCCUCUGCUAGUAGUAUUUCUGUUACGAAUCAGGUUAGUUCAGCUGGUCCUUCUGGACUGCCUUCUGCCCCGACAAACUUGGUUCCGUCACAGAAUAUAGCACAAGCCCCCGCCACUCAGAAUGGUAAUUUGGUUCAAAGUGUCAGUCAGCCUCCCUUGCUAGCAUCCAAUAUAAAUUUGCCUUUGGCACAACAGCUACCACUCAGUUCUGUUCAAUUCUCCGCACAAUCAUUAGCUCAGGCAAUUGGAAGCCAAAUCGAAGAUGCCAGGCGCCCAGCGGAACCCUCCUUAGUUGGCUUACCUCAGACCAUCAGUGGUGACAGUGGGGGAGUGUCAGCAGUUUCAGAUGGCAGUAGCAGCAGCCUUGCAGCCUCUGCUUCUCUUUUCCCGUUGAAGGUGCUACCGCUGACGACACCCUUGGUGGAUGGCGAGGAUGAGAGCUCUCUAUUUCAGUGCUUCUCUCCUACCAGAGGUGCAAGGAGUGAUCCUAGAACCACAGAUACAGCCAAGACCACGGAGAGCUUUUGACGUCAGGGGUCCACUUUCUCCACUGAACCUUUGGAGGCAGAAUAUCCAGCUUCUGGAGAGAGUUGGGAAAGGGUAAUAAACAAGUGGGUGCUUUCCAUUAUUUACUUGGGUUUAUUUAUAGACUGGAGUGUCCUUCCAUUGCCCAUGUAAUUCUGUUGUUUACUCCUUGGGUUCAUAGAAGAACCAAGUGGGGCUGCAAUCUGUUUGUUUUUCUAAGAAUGCUAACUAGUGCCCUUUCAGAAAAGAGACUUAAGAUGUAGUUAAUUUUCUCUCCAGAUAAUUAAAGCAGUGGCUGAUUUGGGGGCACUGAUUUGGUGAAUGCCUGUGUAGUCCACAGGAAUUUUUAAAAGGAAAUAUUUUCCCAUUUUAACCUUUACUGGUAUUAGUGUACUUCUCAGUGCUCUUUUAUAUUCCAGUAUUUAAGAAGUUUCUGUAUUUUGUCUUUGGGCAAACUGGACAUCUGAAUUUUCCUAAUUUACACCAUCUGAUGUCCAGGUGUUAUCCUGCCCUAUUAGUGACAACUUUUUGGUCUAUUCUCCUAUGUUGAACUUUAGGACUUCAUAUCAGGUAGAUCUUUAACAAGAUGCAAUGAUAGUACCAUUAUGGUUUUACUGUCAAAUCUAGCCUUCAUUCUUUAAUACAAUACAUACGAAUGAAUGUUUCAGGAGAUACUAUCCCUGAAAGCUUUGUUAAAUAUACUCACAAGUAGUUUUCCAGUCCCUAGGAAUAAUGUUAUUUGUGGCAAAAGAACCUUGUCCUAGAUUUUCCCCAUGGCAUUAAUACAGUUUUCUGUUAGUAUCUUUGAUGCCAAGGGUAGGAUUUGAUUUCAGGAAGUUCUUAUCAUCUACAGUGGGUAGAACAUGAACUUUGGUGCCUUUGGCAAGUUUUCAUUUUUUCCUUGGUGGAUUCCUUCUGUAACUCCAGGUAUCUUGAUAAUGGGAGACCGGUUUAUUUGUUCUCUAAUUGCCCAGAUUUCUUUCAACUGGUAAACAUCCUCCUUCAGCCAAAGGAACUCCUCUAGCAGAGCCUUCAUGGAUGAUAUCUGUCACACAUGCAGCAACUGCAGUUUGGAAGGCAGUGGUGAACGGAGCCACGCACUAUAUCUAGAAGACACAAGGAUGAGAGAGCCACCUGACCUUGCCAUUGACAAACUUUAAGAAUUCUCUCUGGUGUACUCUUGAUCUGGAAAUGGAAAGGCUCAGAUAAUGACGUAAUUUUCUCAGAUUGGAACUUUACAUGACCAUGAAACUAUUCCUUUCUAUUCAGAAGACUGAACUAGAGGAAGCAUGAGAGACUCCUUUCCUUAAAAAAGCAGCUCUCUAUCUGUUUCACUUAAAAGAUUUGUGGGAUUGAAAAUCACCUUAAUGAAGCAGGCAGACUUUCUGGUAGUCUCGGAGACCCAGAAAACUUAAUGAAACUUGUUUUAUGUUGCCCAACACUGAAAAGAACUAGGAAGUAAAGGGUGAAAAUCUUAAUUAUUCCUAAAUUACUUUUAAUAUUAGGAUGUACUUUUUCAGUUUAUCUUUUUCUAGUCUUGAGCCUUAUUCUUGUCGAAUCAGCAGAUUCCAGUAUAGAAGUAGAGGCACCUUCUAAGUUAAGUCUUUUAAAGUAAAUACCUGUUAAACCAGAGGUAUUGUUCUGCAUUUGCAGGCAUUCUAAAGUUGAAUGAUCCUGAAACAAAGAGUUAUUUUAUAGAGCAAAGGCAAGUAGUAGUAGUAGAAUAAGCCUCUGUGUGUGAAAUAAGUGUUGCAAGAAAGUUAUCCAAACUAUGGAUUUGAUAAAUUGAUGGAAGUAGCUCUCAAAAUGUUUUAUUUCUCUUUUUAGUAUCUAUUAAACUAGUCAGUUGAAAGCUACUAAUAGAAGUUUUUUAAAGUUAUGUGAUGCUGCCAGUUUGUGUUAUUUGGUUUAAAUUUUAAGAAUAGAAAUUCUAGAGAUAACGCUGUGGAAGCAUCUAAAUGUUUUAGGAAUCUUAAGAGGUUUUAGAAACCACACUUGCUAGGUUAUAACCUGGCCUUUAGUCUUUGUUGGCUAUGUGUGGGACCCGUUUUCCCCUCAAUUAUACAUAAACUUUUGUAUGUAUGGUACUUAAAAGUAAGUUUAGAAGAUCAAUUUGAGCUAAAAUUUCCUGGGAGAGCUCUGAAUUCCCAUAAACAAUCACAACUUUUUACUCUUGAUUUGCUUUUGUUAAAAGUUAAUAAGAUAGUUUUUACAAACACAUAUAAAUUAAAAAACAACUACUCAACAUUUUAGAAGGAACUCAGGGAACUGAAGGCCAGUUUAUGGCCUUUUGUUUCAGUUUUGAAGAGGAAUGAUUUAGUCUCUUAAUCCCAUUCAUCUCAUGCUUUGAUUAAAUUUUAGCUUUGUUCCUUAAAGUGUGCAAAAGAAAUGUAAGUGCAUUUCUAUUCAUCUCAUGCCACUGAAAGCUAUUUAAAAGUGAAACAUGUAUAUUAAUGUGAACUGAUUUGUUUAAACUUUUAUUUUGAUUUUCUUUCAAAUUUUUAAAUAUUUCAUGUCACAAUAUGCAAUCCUAUAUUUUUCAGUGUUUAUUUUAUGAAUAUUAAUAUAAGCUAAUUUUUUUUCUAGAAUGACUAAUUGUGUAACAUUUGUAUUAUGUGAUCAUUUGAAAAACUAAUAAAUAUUUUCUCCAUGAAAAAAA
Odocoileus virginianus texanus is the source of this 5821-nucleotide messenger RNA. Lineage: Eukaryota; Metazoa; Chordata; Mammalia; Artiodactyla; Cervidae. The record is from RefSeq and is a predicted model, not a curated record.